AUGCGUCUUUCAACAUUCGUCUCUCUUCUCCCGCUGGUUGCUGGUGCCCCGGCGACGAGGAAGCGCGCCGAGCCGGCCCCGAUCCUAGAGCACAGAGGCGAGCCCAAGGAGCUGGUCGCUGACAAGUACAUUGUCAAGUUCAGGCAGGGCAGCGCGAUGAAGGAGGUCAAGAGGACGGUCAAGCUGCUAAGGGAAGACCCGUCCCAGGUCUUCUCCGACGGCAUCUUCACCGGCUUCGCUGGCCAAAUACACAGCGACGGCCUCGAGGCCAUCCGGCAGCACCCAGAUGUCGAGUACAUCGAGCCAGUCUCCGUCAUGUCGACCAACAACGUCGUCUCCCAGACCCGCCGCGUGCCAUGGGGCCUCGAGCGCAUCUCCCACCGCGACAACGAAGCCGACAGCUACGACUACGACCAGACCGCCGGCGCGGGCACCUGUGCUUACGUCAUUGACUCUGGCGUCGACAUCAACCACCCUGAGUUUGAAGGCCGCGCCACCUCCCUCGGCAGCUACAUUGGCAACUCCGACCGCGACGACUGCGGCCACGGCACCCACGUCGCCGGCACCAUCGGCAGCCGCUCCUUCGGCGUCGCCAAGAAGACGCACAUCUUCGCCCUCAAGGCGCUCGGCUGGUCGCGGCAGGUCGGCAACUGCGUCGGCAACAACGACAUCACCAUCGCCGCGCUCCACUACGUCGCCCGCCACGCCGCCGAGAACCGCAGCAGGUGCCCCAAGGGCGCCGUGGUCAACAUGAGCCUCGGCGGGCCCGCGUCCCGCUCCGUCAACGAGGCCGUGGACAACCUGGCGGCCAGGGGCGUCUUCGUGGCCGUGGCCUCGGGGAACUCGAACCAGGACGCCGAGAACUUUUCUCCGGCGUCGGCUAACGGCGCGUGCUGCGUGGGGGCGACGGAUUAUUAUGACAGGCGGUAUGCAAUGUCCAACUUUGGCGCGUACGUCGACGUUGCAGCCCCCGGCGUCGACGUCUACUCGACACUCCCCAAUGGCCAAGCUGGCCCAAUGACCGGCACCUCCAUGGCCUCGCCUCACAUAGCCGGCCUCGCCGCCUAUCUUGCCGCCCGGGACGGCGUCUCCGGCCCCAAGCUCUGCACCAAGAUACGGAACAUGGCCACCCGAGGCGCCAUAGUUAACCAGUACGAUGACACCAGGAACUUGAUUGCCUUCAACGGCGGCCGUUAG
This is a messenger RNA of Cordyceps fumosorosea ARSEF 2679, 1197 nucleotides long. Its product is annotated as oryzin precursor. Gene Ontology annotation, molecular function: serine-type endopeptidase activity. Bases 1 to 1197 code for a protein of 398 amino acids. Lineage: Eukaryota; Fungi; Ascomycota; Sordariomycetes; Hypocreales; Cordycipitaceae. Gene Ontology annotation, biological process: proteolysis. The record is from RefSeq and is a predicted model, not a curated record. The transcript is spliced from 4 exons.